Lindgomyces ingoldianus is the source of this 1140-nucleotide messenger RNA. RefSeq names its product transport protein particle component. The record is from RefSeq and is a predicted model, not a curated record. The coding region runs from base 271 to 1035 and encodes 254 amino acids. Gene Ontology annotation, cellular component: trans-Golgi network; cis-Golgi network; TRAPP complex. The transcript is spliced from 2 exons. NCBI's taxonomy places the organism in Eukaryota, Fungi, Ascomycota, Dothideomycetes, Pleosporales, Lindgomycetaceae. Gene Ontology annotation, biological process: regulation of GTPase activity; endoplasmic reticulum to Golgi vesicle-mediated transport.
UUUUCCCCCGCUACCUCGUCUCACGCCUCUCCAAAACCUCCAGGAAUACUAGUGCACAUCAAGCUCGGCCUCGUCCCUGCCUGACGUCGCAAAACCCAAGUCUUCCCACGCCUCUUCUGCUCCGAAUAAUUCCCAGUCCUCCGCGGAAAACUCUCCACCUCCAAGCUCCCGCUGCAGGCCUCCACUCUUCACUACCACCCAUACGUUCUCCCACCGCGACCAAUAUACUCUCCGAUAAUCAGAUCCCAACAACUCCACUCCGCCGCAACUAUGGCUAACCCCUCCACCCCCACGGACCCCUCCUUAAACACACCCUACAAUGACCCCACUGCGACCCUCCUAAGCACAUCCUGUCUCGACUUCCUCCUCAUAGAACUAGUGCCAAUGGCAUACCGUAUAACCUCCGAUCUGGCGGCACGGGAAGAAGAAUGGAUGCGCGGAUCUAGUUCCCUUAACCCACGGAGCGACGAUUCGGGGAGCACAGCUGGGAAUGUAGGGCGGAUAGGAGAUGUUGGAGGUGUUGGAGGGGCAGUGGGAGGUACGGUGGACGAGGAAGAGGCGAGAGAAGCUGUAUUCCAUAGGUUAGAGACUUUGGGGUAUAGGGUUGGACUGGGUGUUGUAGAACGUUUCUCCCGCGACAAACCGCGUCCAACAACCCCCCUCGACAUAAUAAAAUUCCUCUGCAAAGAUCUCUGGACCCUCCUGUUCCGCAAGCAAAUCGAUAACCUCAAAACUAACCAUCGCGGCAUCUACGUACUAACCGACAACUCCUUCAAACCCCUUUCUCGCAUGUCCUUUGACACCAAAAAAUUCGACCAAUUACCUGCACAGGCGGCGGCCGCUAUGGGGGACACCGUUGCGGGCUUGGGAAAAGAUGCGAAUUACAUAGCCAGGGUGCAGCCUUUUUUGUAUUUUCCGGCGGGAGUGAUAAGAGGAAGCCUUGCUGCGCUGGGGAUACAGGCGACUGUGCAGGCGGAGUCGAGUGGGCCGCCGAAUGCUACAUUUCAGAUACGGACAGUGGGUGCGAAGCCUUGAUAUAAAGAGCAAGGGCAUGCAUGUCAGAUACAGUGCAGUCCGUGUGGCGUUUAACAUUAUUUCAAGCGGCAUUGGGUGGCGUAUGGAGUUAGGAGAUUGGGUAUC